AUGGCUAAGAGAUUUUUAUCAGAAGCAAUACAGCAGGUGCUUCAAGAGCCAGACAAUGGUGUUUCUAUUGCUUCCAUACUUCAUAAUCCAAGACAAGCAGAGAAGAGGGACUUUUCCAGUCUAGAAAAUGUUCAUCCUUCCUCAGAACAUUUCAACUGUGAAGAAAGAGAUUGUGAUUAAGCCUCAGAGAGAUGGUGAUGGUAAAUCAGGAACAGUGAGAGGGAGGGUGAGCUUUUUGUGAGGGUUAGGAAAGUAGGGGAAAGGGGAAGCUUCUUGUUAGAGGGAGGUGUUGCUGUUUUGUUUGUUUCUGUUUUGUUUUGGCAGGUGUGAUGGAGUCCUGAACGGGUCUAAUCUAGGGCUGGAGUUGCUCAGCGAACAUUUUCACAUCAAAACCCACUUUGCCUCUCUUAAUCUGGGCAGCUCUGGCUGAGGACCAGACCGCAAUAGUGCGGUAUCCAGAAUGGAUGUCCUCUUUGUAGCCAUUCUUGCUGUGCCACUUAUCCUGGGACAAGAAUAUGAGGAUGAAGAAGGACUGGAAGAGGAUGAUUACUAUCAGGUGGUCUAUUAUUACACAGUAACCCCCAAUUAUGAUGACUUUGGUGCGAAUUUCACUGUUGAUUACUCCAUGUUUGAAUCAGAGGACAGACUGAACAGGUUGGAUAAGGAGGUAACGGAAGCACUAGAGACUACCAUUAGUCGUGAAACAGAACGUGCAGACUAUCAGAAGCCUGUAACAGUGAGACCAGUGACAAUGGAACCACAGAGUCCAGAUCUGAAUGAUGCUGUAUCCAGUCUGCAGACUCCUGUUCCCAUCCUCCUGUCCUGGGCCUUCAUUCAGGGUGGGAUGUAUUUCAUGUAGAAGGAGAGAGAAGGCUGCUACAACUCUGUAGAUGGGGAUUUGGGAAGAGGAAAUUGGAAGAUAAAAUAAAUAAGUGAAAUAAUCUGGC
Messenger RNA from Manis pentadactyla (Chinese pangolin), 947 nucleotides. It is a transcript of the gene C4H1orf54, whose product is annotated as chromosome 4 C1orf54 homolog. The coding region runs from base 461 to 859 and encodes 132 amino acids. Lineage: Eukaryota; Metazoa; Chordata; Mammalia; Pholidota; Manidae. The transcript has 7 exons. The record is from RefSeq and is a predicted model, not a curated record.